AUGGCGUUCCCCUUGGAUCUGCUUACCCAACUCAGAUCCGCCCCUGCUUUUGCAGCAGGAAAUGCCCUAGGUGAAAAGUUGCCCAUGUUCGUUAUCGGAAAAUCGGUUACACCGCGCUGUUUCAAAGGAGUCAGAAGUCUUCCCUGUCAGUACAAAGCUCAAAAGAAGGCCUGGAUGGAUUCUGAAAUCUUUACCGAUUAUGUGAAAAAACUCGAUGUUAAAUUUGAAACUGCGGGUCGAAAGAUUGUCUUGAUAAUUGACAAUUGCCCAGCUCAUCCAGAAGUCACUGGUCUUAAAGCAGUAGAAUUAGUUUUUCUACCACCAAAUACAACGUCUAAGACCAAGCCAAUGGAUCAAGGUGUAAUCCGAGCAUUGAAGGCAUAUUACCGGUCAAAUCUUGUGAAACGUCAAAUAAAGUUCAUUGACGGCGGUAAAGAGGUCCCUAAAAUUAACAUUCUUGAAGGGAUGCAAAUCUUGGUCAAAUCAUGGGACGCUGUUUCAAAAGACACCGUUAAAAACUGCUUUAAGAAGGCAGGCAUCUCAAAAGAAGCACAGGUCACGAGUCUCAAUGAUGCUGAUGACCCAUUUAAAUCUCUUUCUGACAGCAUAAGCGAGUUGAAAAAAAGAGAAGUUGACGGCGACAUCUUUGACGCAGAUGAUUUUGUGGAUAUUGAUUUUGAGGUAUGCACGAGUAAAUCAAUUGAAUUGACUGAUGAGGAAAUCGUACUUAAUGAGGACAAAGAUCAAAACGCGCCGAAUCUCGAAGAUGACGAUGAUGAUGAAAUUGAGGCACAUGACAUCCCCCCGAAGAAGCCAAAGCAGUCAGAGUUGGAAGAGGCCUUAGAAUUAAAUGAAUAG
This is a messenger RNA of Hydractinia symbiolongicarpus, 858 nucleotides long. Its product is annotated as tigger transposable element-derived protein 4-like. The transcript has 3 exons. NCBI's taxonomy places the organism in Eukaryota, Metazoa, Cnidaria, Hydrozoa, Anthoathecata, Hydractiniidae. Bases 1 to 858 code for a protein of 285 amino acids. Gene Ontology annotation, cellular component: nucleus. Gene Ontology annotation, molecular function: DNA binding. The record is from RefSeq and is a predicted model, not a curated record.